Molecule: messenger RNA, 1594 nt
Organism: Condylura cristata (star-nosed mole)
Lineage: Eukaryota; Metazoa; Chordata; Mammalia; Eulipotyphla; Talpidae
Gene: KPNA7
Product: karyopherin alpha 7 (importin alpha 8)
Exons: 10
Coding region: 11-1594 (527 amino acids)
Biological process (GO): NLS-bearing protein import into nucleus
Cellular component (GO): cytoplasm; nucleus
Molecular function (GO): protein binding; nuclear import signal receptor activity
Source: RefSeq, a predicted model, not a curated record
UCUAGUCAAUAUGCCGACCUUCAAGGCCCCAGAAGAGAGGCUCAGAAAAUUUAAGUACCACGGCAAAGAUAUGUUUAUGAGGCGGCAGCAGCGGAUGGCUGUCAGCUUGGAGCUCCGGAAGGCCAAGAAAGAUGAGCAGGCCUUAAAGAGAAGGAACAUCACCCAUGUCUGCACAGACAAAGCUUCUUCUGGACAACUGUUUGAAGAGGUCAACCUCACCCUGCUUGAAAUAAUCAAAGGUGUGAAUACCUCCGAUCCAGACCUGUGUUUCCAGGCCACGCAGGCAGCCAGGAAAAUGCUGUCCCGGGAAAAGAACCCUCCUCUAAAAUUGAUUGUAGAAGCAGGGCUCAUUCCCAGGCUGGUGGAGUUCCUGAAGUCUUCCCUUCAUCCAUGCUUGCAGUUUGAGGCAGCCUGGGCUCUGACGAACAUUGCUUCAGGGACUUCAGAUCAGACCCGCGCUGUUGUGGAAGGGGGAGCUAUCCAGCCCUUAAUUGAGCUCCUGUCUUCUCCCCAUAUGACUGUGUGCGAACAGGCAGUGUGGGCUCUUGGCAAUAUAGCAGGGGAUGGCCCACAGUUCAGAGACAUCAUCAUCUCCAGCAAUGCUGUCCCACAUUUGCUUGCCCUGGUUUCAUCUACCAUACCAAUCACAUUUCUGCGGAACAUCACGUGGACCUUGUCCAACCUGUGCCGAAACAAGGACCCGUACCCUUGUGACGAGGCGGUGAAGCAGAUGCUGCCCACCCUCUUCCACCUUCUGCAGCACCAAGACAGUGAGGUCCUCUCCGACACCUGCUGGGCCCUGUCCUACCUCACCGAUGGCUGCAACAAGCGCAUCGGCCAAGUGGUUGACACGGGGGUCUUGCCCCGGCUGGUGGAGCUCAUGGCCAGCUCAGAGCUCAAUGUCUUGACCCCCUCUCUCCGCACUGUGGGGAACAUCGUCACGGGGACAGAUGGCCAGACGCAGGUGGCCAUUGACGCUGGCAUGCUGCAUGUGCUGCCCCAGCUCCUGAUACACCCCAAGUCCUCCAUCCAGAAGGAGGCCGCCUGGGCCCUGAGCAACGUGGCGGCGGGGCCCUGCCAGCACAUCCAGCAGCUAAUUUCUUACGGCACGCUGCCUUUCUUGGUGGCGCUGCUCAAAAAUGGAGAAUUUAAAGUUCAGAAAGAGGCUGUCUGGACAGUCGCUAACUUCACAAUGGGGGGCACCUUGGACCAGUUAAUCCAGCUUGUCCACUCUGGAGUCUUGCAGCCACUGGUGAAUCUGCUCACUGUCCAAGACACCAAGAUUGUUCUCAUCAUCCUUGAUAUCAUCUCUAAUAUCUUCCAGGCUGCAGGGAGACUUUCUGAGAAGGAAUACCUGUUUCUCCUGAUUGAGGAAGUUGGUGGAAUUGAUAGAAUCGAGGCCUUGCAGCUCCAUGAGAACCGCCAGGUUGCCCUGACUGCCUCAAACAUUAUUGAGAACCACUUCUGUGAGGAAGAAGAAAAUGACAUACAACAUCCAGACCUAGACCACGACCAUGAAUUGUUUAAAAAUACCAAAGUCUCACAGCUUCUAAGCCAACAACCAGGUUCUAAGGGAAGCUUCUUUAAGAAGUAG